AUGGUGCUCCCCCUCCAGGCUGUACCAGCAGGCUUUUCCGGGAGCUUCAGGAGGUCUCGGGCUUCUGGGCGCAUCGAGCACCCCAAACCCUCACCUCUGCUGCCGAACCCGGGCAGCCCAGCUGCGCACGCUGGAGACUCUAGUUCUGCCCCUUCAAAUGACUCCGUCACGUGCGGAGGCCCAAAGAGCCCCGGGAUACAGAGGGAGGAGGACCGGGAAGCCCAGCUUGGCCGGAGGCGGCGGCCUCGCGUUGCUGGGCAGGUGUCCUGGCAACCCCAGAACGCGCCGCCGCUGGAGAAGCAGGUGGCGGCGGCGUCCCUCUUGCCCUUGGCUCUUGGUUCCUCGGCCUGGCGUUCGACAGUUCGGCUGCCGGUUGGGGUUGCUGCGUCCAUGGACACUGGAAACUGUCCACGGGGCUGUCGACUCCCCGCCAUCUACACAGCCAUCUGCAGCAGUGAGCUGGAGAAGGUUCAAGAGAAAGGAGACUCUGGCAUGACCACAGGAGAGCGGAGAUACAGUACUAAACUCAAUGAUUUUCUGGAAUCUAAGGGAUGCUUUGCCAACAUAAUGUCCUCUGGCAGAAGGGUCAGCCCCUCAUCUUCUAUUGAAACAGGUCUAAGCGUCAGUGGGCCUUUCUGCCCUGGCAGAGGGUCUGUUCACCCAGACCCUGCUGCAGAUUUGGAUGUGAAAUCCUCCUCCUCACAUUCUGAUCACUCCUCUGAAACCUCACUGCCUGAAGCCCGAAAGGAUAAAUAUCCCCAGGAAUUCAGCCUGCUUAAGUUGCAGACAAAAGAUGGGCAGCAUCCUGAGUGGACAUUUUACCCAAGGCUUAGCAGCAACAUCCACACCUACCAUGUUGGAAAGCAGUGUUUCUUUAACGGGGUCUUCCUCGGCAACAGGAGGUCUCUAUCAGAGAGGACGAUGGACAAGUGCUUUGGGAGGAAGAAAUGUGUUAUUGAUCCCAGGAAUGGAAUCCCAAAGGCAACUCCAGGAGAUAAUCCAUAUAUGUAUCCAGAACAGAGUAAAGGCUUCCACAAAGCAGGAUCAACUCUCCCACCAGGGAAUUUUUCAAUCUUGCCUUUCUGGGUGAAGGAGAAGGCCAACAAGCUGAAGAAUGAGAUAAGAGAAGUUGAAGAGCUUGACAGUUGGCAGCCAGUGGUCCCCUUGCUACAGAGUUUGCUACCUGUUGGUGGGUCAAAGAACCUUCAAAAAGUAGCAUAG
This is a messenger RNA of Mesoplodon densirostris (Blainville's beaked whale), 1221 nucleotides long. RefSeq names its product spermatogenesis associated serine rich 1 (gene SPATS1). Lineage: Eukaryota; Metazoa; Chordata; Mammalia; Artiodactyla; Ziphiidae. The record is from RefSeq and is a predicted model, not a curated record. The transcript has 8 exons. The coding region runs from base 1 to 1221 and encodes 406 amino acids.